UUGGUCAUGCGCUUCCCUCCGCAAAGCUUCCAGAAUCUCCCAUCCCUCUCUGAUUGGUUGCUGAAACCUUGGGGGCUACUCUCGCCUCUAUCUAUAAAUGUAGCGGGGCUGGCUCAGUCACCCCCCAAAAUACUCACCCCCAUCACUGCGAUACUUCUCUGAGAACACAGCCCAAAGCUACAGACUACAGUGAGUUCAAAGGUCACAAGAUGAAGGGGAUUCUGGGAGUAUUGGUGUGUGUGGCUGUACUGCUUGCUGGAGGCAGCGUUGCAGGAGAGGAGCCAUUGCAGGUGACGACUAUCCUGAAUGAGCCGUACGCCAUGACCAAAGGCAGUGGUCUGGAGGGGUACUGCGUGGACCUGAUGUCCGAGCUGUCCAAGAAGCUGGGCCUGAAGCACCGCAUGCGGGUGGUCAAGGAUGGACGCUAUGGCAGCCAGGACGCCAGUGGCAACUGGAACGGUGUUAUCGGAGAGGUGGUCAGAGGGGAGGCAGACCUGGCGGUGGCUGACCUGACCGUGACGGCUAGUCGUGAGAGCGCAGUGGAACUGUCCAAACCCUUCAUGCAGACCGGCCUGAGCUUCGUGAUGCGCCGUGACCUGGUGGCCCAGUCGUCCGGAUACGGUGACCUCCUCAGCCCCUUCUCCACGCACGUGUGGGUGGGCAUCCUCGUCUCCUACCUCAUCACGUCCCUCUGCCUCUACCUGGUGACCAGAAUGAGCCCUUGUGAAUGGGCGGGACCUCUGGAGGAGGAGAGCACUUUCAGUCUCCUGCACAGCUUCUGGUACAUUGCUGGAGCUCUCACACUGCAAGGCGCUGGCCCCCACCCAAAGGCUCUUUCCGGCCGCCUCGUCAGCGCCAUCUGGUGGCUCUUCUCCAUAGUGCUGCUGGCCACCUACUUCAGCAGGGUGAGUGCCUGGCUCAAGUCUGACCAGGGCCACCUGAGCAUUCAGAGCUUCGAGGACCUGGCCAAGCAGGACAUCAUCGAGUACGGCACCGUCGACGGAGGCUCCUCUCUCGCCUUCUUCAAGACGUCCCAGAACCCCGUCUACCGCAGCAUCUAUGCCCAGAUGGAGCGGCGCAAGUCGAUGGUGUCCAACAAGGAGGAGGGCAUCCGGCGGGUGCUGGAGGGCAACUUUGCCUUCAUCGGCGAGGCCGUGUCCCUGGACCUGGUGGUGGGGCGCUACUGCAACCUGGUGCGCUGCCCCCAAGUGGUGGCAAUGAGGGGCUACGGCAUCGCAGCACCGUUAGGCUCUCCGCUGGUAAAGAACCUGAGCACGGCCAUCCUGCAGCUGAGUGAGAGCGGUGAGCUGGACUACCUGCGCAGCAAGUGGUGGCCCAGCAGCUGUGUGGCCCCCGGGGACCAGAGCUCCCCCCUCACGCCGGCUACCCUCAAGGGCCUCUUCCUCCUGCUGGCCCUGGGGCUCGGCACCGGCCUCCUCAUCGCCCUCCUGGAGCUCACCGGCAAGGCCAGGGGCAAGGCCAAAGCACACCAGAAGUCCUGCUGCUCCAUUCUAUCGUCCGAGCUGAGCCAGAGGUUCAGUGGAAACGCGGAGAAGACUCCCGAGGACGCACCGGAGAAGUGCAAAGCCUAAAAUCCACUUCUUCCUGGGGGAGGAUAACUUCAACAAAGCAUUUAACGUAAUUGCAACAUGGCCAAGGAAAGUCAUGUGAAUCACGGUGGUCUACUGGUUGAAUGUUGGAGUCCACAUAACUACAUCCGUCAUCUCUGUGGAGUUAACCAGAGAUUGCUAUGAUUGACAUGUUUUUUUUUAAUGCUGUAGUGAUGUUCUUCCUGUGUAUGGAUUCUGUUUGGACUCUUCUCCAACUUCUGAGCCAAUGAUCAACCCUCACAACCUUUAUUAGAUUAGUGCCUUAUAAUAAUAACACUUACAGACCUACUCUGUGGCUGGCUCUUUAUUCUAGUUGUAUCUAGCCCUCUAUACAGUUUCUCUUUUGUGUUCUGAAUAGUUUUAUUCUUUUAUUGGUUAAUACAGAACAGUGAGAUGUGUAGUACAGUAAAUGUAUCUUACUCAUUAAGUUGAAAACUGUGUGGGAACGUUUGACCGUUCAGUUAUAUUUUUGUAACCUUACUGUUUGUUUUGAUAGCCAGGUCCGAAAACGGUUUUUUUUUCAAUAUUAUGUUUAGUGAUGGAAUUAAUGUUUACUUAUUUUUUUGUUACACUGCAUCUCUAUUUUCUUGGUGAAGCACUGAAAAAUAAAAGCAAAUGGCAGCAGUGGGGGUACUGUACCCCUUUAAAACCCUACAAGGAGCGAGUUGUUUCUCAUCCCGUCCGUAUGUUUGCAAUGCUAAUCCAUCCAGCUGUGUGUCUGUCUGAGUCUGUCUGUUCCAGUUUGAGCCGGUGCAGACCCAGCAGCGCAACAACACAGCCUGUGGUUUGCCUUCAUUCAUGAAAGAUGUGCCAGAAAACACACUGCCAAAUGACCAGCAUCCAGCUGCCAGGGCUUUGAUGGCAUGGCGUGGCAGGAGAAAGAGUUUUUUUUAUGUUUUACAGCAAUGCUAAAAAAAUUCUCAUAAAUUUCUUUUUUAAUGUCUAUUCUUAUUUUUUUCUUUUUUGCGAGCUCCAAUCAAUAAAAUUGUUCAUAAAGUUG
This is a messenger RNA of Alosa alosa (allis shad), 2610 nucleotides long. RefSeq lists its product as uncharacterized. Bases 210 to 1592 code for a protein of 460 amino acids. The record is from RefSeq and is a predicted model, not a curated record. Gene Ontology annotation, molecular function: transmitter-gated monoatomic ion channel activity involved in regulation of postsynaptic membrane potential; AMPA glutamate receptor activity. Lineage: Eukaryota; Metazoa; Chordata; Actinopteri; Clupeiformes; Clupeidae. Gene Ontology annotation, biological process: monoatomic ion transport; synaptic transmission, glutamatergic; modulation of chemical synaptic transmission. The transcript has 10 exons. Gene Ontology annotation, cellular component: dendritic spine; AMPA glutamate receptor complex; plasma membrane.